Molecule: messenger RNA, 393 nt
Organism: Paramecium octaurelia
Lineage: Eukaryota; Ciliophora; Oligohymenophorea; Peniculida; Parameciidae
Source: the annotation of a GenBank genome assembly
AUGGGGGUUUGCCAUUCUAAAAAAACAUAAUAAUAAACUCACUUACCAUAAGACCUUACUAUCAGCAAAUAAUAAUCUCUCCUUCCAAUUAUUAGUAAACUAGACGACAUUGUGAUAAUAGAAAAAACACCAGAAAACGAUUCAUAAUAAAGUGAAGUCGAUUUGCUCGCAACGGAUGAGCUUCUAAAUAACCCAAAACAAGACGCUAUUGACUAAUUACAUAGAGAACAAGUUAAAAGACACGUUAAUGCUCAACAGCAUCAUUAGGACAAAUUGAAACGAUAUGUAGUUGUUUUUGAUAAAUUGUACAAAUAAGAAAGAAAAGUUCCCAUCUUGAUUUCUCUUAAAGAAAGUACCCUCUUAAGGAGAAGAAGAUCAGGUCCUUGUUCUUGA